CGUAUAAAAAGGGUGCCAAUGUCUGGUUAUGGGCAGAAUUUUGGAACAGUCCAAAGGAACCAUCCAAUAUGAGUCUUUCUGCUAAAGAGAAGAAGGUGGUGAAGGAGUUUUGGGCCAAGGUUUCUCCCAAGGCUGCUGCCAUUGGCAAUGAAACUCUCUCCAGAAUGAUAGUCGUCUACCCUCAGACCAAGACUUACUUUUCUCACUGGCCAGACCUGGCCCCCGGCUCUGCACACGUGAGGGCGCACGGUAAGAAGGUGAUGUCAGGAAUUGGCCUGGCUGUGGCCAACAUUGACGACCUGCUCGGUGGCCUCCUCACUCUGAGCGAGCGCCAUGCCUUUCAGUUGAGGGUGGAUCCAGCAAAUUUCAAGAUCCUUUUCCACAACUUCCUGGUGGUGCUGGCUAACAGGUUCCCCAACGAAUUCACCCCAGACGUGCACGUUGCCAUAGACAAAUUCCUCUCCAAUGUUGCCUUGGCUUUGUCUGAUAAAUAUCGCUAG
Clupea harengus (Atlantic herring) is the source of this 500-nucleotide messenger RNA. RefSeq names its product hemoglobin subunit alpha-1-like. NCBI's taxonomy places the organism in Eukaryota, Metazoa, Chordata, Actinopteri, Clupeiformes, Clupeidae. Gene Ontology annotation, cellular component: hemoglobin complex; haptoglobin-hemoglobin complex; blood microparticle. The record is from RefSeq and is a predicted model, not a curated record. Gene Ontology annotation, biological process: oxygen transport; hydrogen peroxide catabolic process. Gene Ontology annotation, molecular function: organic acid binding; heme binding; oxygen binding.